AGUGCAGCUGGCACCAUGGGUGUGCUCCAGAGCAGCUUCUGUUUGCUCUGAGCCCCCAGCCUUGCCUCCCCUUUCACCAUGUUUCCUCUGGCAAGAUUUUAAGUACAGCAAUUCAAGAAGAUUUCUCCUCCUAAAUAACAGUAUUCUAAAGUAUAUUGCCUCUUGAUUGCUGGAAAAGAAUCCUAAAUUUUUUCAAAAAUAAUUUAUGAGCAAGUUUCUGUUUUAAUUUUAAUCAGUUUUAUGAUGAAAGGAGCAUUAAAAUUGAUUAGCACCCAUUAGUCAAAGUGUGCAUUGUCUUUCAGAGGAAACUAUAAGAGAUCCCAUUGAGUGUGCCAUGCCAGUGGGGAGAAUUGAAUGUCCCUCAUCUCCCUCUUUCCCUAGGGACAGUAGUCAUGAGUGCCGAGUGUGCGGGGUCACAGAAGUGGGUCUCUCUGCAUAUGCAAAGCACAUUUCUGGCCAGUUGCAUAAAGAUAAUGUGGAUGCUCAAGAAAGAGAAGAUGAUGGAAAGGGAGAGGAAGAGGAAGAAGAGUAUUUUGACAAGGAACUUGUUCAGUUAAUAAAGCAAAGGAAAGAACAAAGUCGACAAGAUGAAGCCUCCAUUGGCAACCAAGAAAUAAACCCUGAUGACAGACGACCCCAGUGGAGACGAGAAGACCGAUUCCCUUACCAAGACAGACUAAAUGCAUCUCGGAGAAAUGUCAACUGGGAACAGGUCAUUCAGCAUGUAACCAAGAAAAAGCAAGAACUAGGCAAAGGCUUACCCAGGUUUGGGAUUGAAAUGGUGCCCCUGGUUCACAAUGAGCAAGAGGUCUUAGAUUUGGAUGGAGAGCCAGAUCUGUCCAACCUAGAAGGAUUCCAGUGGGAAGGUAUUUCUAUUUCCUCACCCCCUGGCUUGGCAAGGAAGCGAAGCCUUUCUGAGAGCAGUGUGAUCAUGGACAGUUUGGUGGAUGCAGCUACAGAUAGCAGCUGUACCUCAGGUGCUGAACAAAACGACGGCCAGAGUGUUAGAAAGAAACGAAGAGCUACUGGAGAUGGGUCUUCUGAACUCCCCAGUCUGGAGAGAAAAAACAAAAGGAGGAAAAUCAAAGGGAAAAAAGAACGUUCUCAGGUUGACCAGCUGCUGAAUAUUUCUUUAAGAGAGGAAGAACUAAGCAAGUCUUUGCAAUGCAUGGAUAACAACCUUUUACAGGNNNGAUCACUUUUGAAACGAGAUUUUAAUAUACUUAACAAGAUACUUUAUUUUUAGAUAACUAUGGAGAUGAGUGCACUGAGGACCCAUAGAAUACAGAUUCUACAGGGAUUACAAGAAACGUAUGAACCUUCUGAGCACCCAGACCAGGUUCCCUGUAACCUUUCCCAAGAACAGAGGAACAGUAGAUCUCAGUCGUCAUCUGAUGCCACACUGCUACCUGCUCCCCUUUUCCCAGUUUUCCUGGACCCUCCAUCUUUCCAUGUGUCACCAUCAUCUACAUCUUCUACUUUCCAAGCCCAUGGCACUAUCCCUGCUCCAGACUCAUCAAUUCAGAUUAAACAAGAACCUUUGUCUCCUGAACGUGAUGAGAAUGUGAAUACUGUACCACAAGGCUCUGCUGGUAGUGUGUCCAAGGAAUUACCUCAAACCAAUAGAGAGAUCAGUGACAGUUGUCCAGUUUAUCCAGUCAUCACUGCAACAUUGUCCUUAUCAGAGCUAACAGAGACUGUCCAGGAGGCUAGCCAAGAAUUGAAGUGUUCUGUGGAACAAAGAAAUCUCAGAAACAGAGAAAAUUCUCCCUCUUGCCAAUCACCUUGCCUUCCCAACGUAAAUAAAGAAGGAGAAGAACUAACCAAAGUCAACAGUGGCUCAGAAGCCUGUACAAGUUCUAUUCCAAGAUUAUCCUUUGCUUCAGAAACUCCUUUGGAGAAGGAACUCCAUUCCCCAGCUGACCAGCCUGACCAGCAGGCAGAAUCCACUCUGACAUCUGCAGAAAGCAGAGGAAACAAGAAAAAGAAGAAACUUAGGAAGAAGAAAACACUACGGGCUAUUCAUGUUCCUGAGAACAGUGACACUGAACAGGAUGUAGUUACUGCCAAACCUGUAAGGAAAGCAAAAACUGGAAAGUUAACUAAAGGGGGGAAAGUAACAACCUCCACUUGGGAAGAUGGGAGAACGGGCCAGGAACAAGAAAGUGUCAGAGAUGAGCCAGACAGUGACUCAUCUGUGGAAAUCCUAGAAAUUCCUAAUCCUCAACAAGAGAUAGUAGCCAUUGAUUCUGCUGAAUCUGGAGAAGAGAAACCAGACAGCCCAUCUAAAGAGGAUAUCUGGAACUCCACAGAGCAAAACCCACUAGAAACUUCUCGUUCUGGUUGUGAUGAAGUCAGCUCCACCAGUGAGAUUGGCACGCGCUAUAAAGAUGGCAUCCCUGUAAGUGUGGCAGAAACACAGACUGUGAUCUCCUCCAUAAAAGGAUCAAAGAACUCUUCAGAAAUAUCUUCAGAGCCAGGAGAUGAUGAUGAGCCCACAGAAGGGAGCUUUGAGGGGCACCAGGCUGCAGUGAAUGCAAUACAAAUAUUUGGGAACUUACUGUAUACCUGCUCAGCAGAUAAAACUGUCCGAGUUUAUAAUCUGGUGAGUCGGAAAUGCAUAGGUGUCUUUGAUGGCCACACCUCUAAAGUGAAUUGCCUUCUAGUGACUCAGACAUCUGGAAAGAAUGCUGCCCUUUACACUGGUUCCAGUGAUCACACCAUUCAUUGCUAUAAUAUUAAGACCCGGGAGUGUGUGGAGCAGUUGCAGCUGGAAGACCGGGUUCUCUGCCUCCACAGUAGAUGGCGAAUCCUCUAUGCUGGUCUCGCAAAUGGCACUGUAGUCACCUUCAACAUAAAGAACAACAAGCAACUUGAGGUCUUUGAAUGCCAUGGUCCUCGGGCUGUCAGCUGUCUUGCCACAGCUCAAGAAGGUGCCCGAAAGCUGCUGGUUGUAGGAUCUUAUGACUGCACCAUCAGUGUUCGUGAUGCACGGAAUGGACUGCUCCUCAGAACGUUGGAGGGCCAUAGCAAAACCAUUCUUUGCAUGAAGGUGGUGAAUGACCUUGUGUUUAGUGGCUCCAGCGACCAGUCAGUUCAUGCCCACAACAUUCACACUGGUGAGCUUGUGCGCAUCUACAAAGGUCACAGUCAUGCCGUGACUGUGGUGAAUAUCCUAGGAAAAGUGAUGGUGACCGCUUGCCUAGACAAAUUUGUUCGAGUCUAUGAAUUACAGUCCCAUGAUCGAUUGCAAGUUUAUGGAGGACACAAAGACAUGAUUAUGUGUAUGACCAUCCAUAAAAGUAUGAUCUAUACUGGCUGUUACGAUGGCAGUAUUCAGGCUGUGAGGCUAAAUCUGAUGCAGAAUUAUCGCUGUUGGUGGCAUGGCUGCGCUUUAAUAUUUGGUGUCAUGGAUCAUUUGAAACAACACUUGCUUACUGACCACACUAAUCCUAACUUUCAAACUCUGAAGUGUCGCUGGAAGAACUGUGAUGCUUUUUUCACUGCUAGGAAAGGAUCUAAACAGGACGCUACAGGACACAUUGAACAACAUGUUGAAGAGGACAGCAAAAUUGAUUCAUAA
This is a messenger RNA of Elephantulus edwardii (Cape elephant shrew), 3583 nucleotides long. It is a transcript of the gene ZNF106, whose product is annotated as zinc finger protein 106. NCBI's taxonomy places the organism in Eukaryota, Metazoa, Chordata, Mammalia, Macroscelidea, Macroscelididae. The record is from RefSeq and is a predicted model, not a curated record. The transcript is spliced from 21 exons. Gene Ontology annotation, molecular function: SH3 domain binding; RNA binding. Gene Ontology annotation, cellular component: membrane; cytosol.